Schistocerca piceifrons (Central American locust) is the source of this 1077-nucleotide messenger RNA. RefSeq names its product piggyBac transposable element-derived protein 4-like. The record is from RefSeq and is a predicted model, not a curated record. Bases 1 to 1077 code for a protein of 358 amino acids. NCBI's taxonomy places the organism in Eukaryota, Metazoa, Arthropoda, Insecta, Orthoptera, Acrididae. The transcript is spliced from 2 exons.
AUGUCAAGAAGAGGCUUACGAGAUGAAGAAAUCGAACGAUUAUUGUGUGAAAUUCCAUCAGACGAGGAUUCCACUGUUGACACCACAGAUGACGAAUCUGAUUAUGAAGCAAGCAUUGUUGCGGAGGCUAUUGUGUCGUCUGAAGGCGAAGUUUCAGAGAGCGAGGAAGAAAGUGAGUCCACUCCGCCAAAACGCGCUGCUGACACAGCGCCAACUUGGGGACAACAAUUCAAUGCUACCUCAGGAAUGCAGUUCGACAGUGAAUCAGGACCAAGUGCUUUUAUUAGGGACAUUGAUGAUCCAGAACCUAUCGAUAUAUUCGAAAAAAUAUUUCCAAAAGAGCUAGUUCAGCUAAUCGUUUUCCAAACAAAUUUAUAUGCGACGCAAUCUGGCAAGUCUUUCACUCCAACAACUGACAAUGAAAUACGAACUUUCCUGGGAAUCAACAUUUUGAUGGGUAUAAAGCGUAUGCCAGCAUACAGAGACUACUGGUCUAGUGCCCCAGAACUUCAUGAUCGUUAUAUUGCAUCUCUGAUGGCAGUAAAUCGGUUUGGAUGGUUACUGAGGAACAUUCAUCUGAAUGAUAACACAUUGCAUCCAGAAAAAGGACACCCAGGUUAUGACAAACUGUACAAGCUGCGACCAGUGAUCAAGAUACUAUCUGAAUCUUUUUCCAAGUGUUACCAACCCAGCAAACACCUAGCAAUUGAUGAGUCAAUGAUCAAAUUCAAAGGCCGCAACAGUAUGAAACAAUACAUGAGAGAUAAACCCAUAAAGCGUGGUUACAAAGUGUGGAUGCUGUGUGACAAGACCUCUUACAACUUGAAAUUUGAUAUUUACACCGGAAAAAGAGUACGUAGGGAGGGCGUGCCGGAGAGGCAGCUGAGCGUGAUGGAUCCGCGACACGGCGGCCGCAUCCUUAUUAAGAGCCGCAAGGGCGGAGUAACGGUGCGGCGCGGCCCGCACGGUUUGGGGGACAGGUGCCGCAGCCCACCGGCCGCCGGCUGCCCCUGCCGUUGCGAAACGCGCCGUUGUGCAACCCGCGGCCUGCCACGCCGCUGUCAUCCCUUUACUUAG